GUCACACUCAGACACACGCACAUGCACGAGCGGAGCUGACAGGCCGAGCAGCAUCUUAUUUCUUCUCACAUUGCCAUAACAACGGAGCGGCUCAGGCAGCAUGGUAAAGUGAAAUAGCCCUCCUCGGCAAAAAGGUGUUUCAAUAAAGACUACUGCAGAAAAGUACUCGGGGGAUAUUUAAACGUGUGCUUUGUUUGUUUGUGUAUUUUUUUGCUUAUUUCUUGACCUACACCUCGGAGCCGUUAAGGGCAACACGCCGCGCCACACGCGACACCAAGAGGCGCAACUCUUGGAAGAGGAGGAGAGCAAAGGCGGAUCAUCAGAGCAAACAGAAGUGAGACAAAAUUCAAACAAGAAACGCUAAAAAGCGGAGAGCACGAGGGCGGCGACUUAAAAAAAGAAGAAGCAGCGACAGCAUUGUCUCCUUCUGUAGCUGCGCUCACAGUACGCAGGAAAGGAAAGCUCGAGGCAGGCAGAACCGACUCCACUCAUCGGCGGCUGGUAUCUGCAACGGUUUGGCUGCUUAGGCAACAAUGGCUCGGGAAAACGGGGAGACCAGCAACGUGUCGUGGAAGAAGCAAGUCGAUGACAUUAAGAAGAUGUUCGAGUUCAAAGAAAUCCUGGGCACUGGAGCAUUUUCUGAAGUUGUUUUGGCUCAGGAGAAAACUACAGGAAAAAUGUUUGCUGUCAAGUGUAUUCCAAAGAAAGCUCUGAAAGGCAAAGAAAGCAGCAUAGAAAAUGAAAUUGCAGUUCUCAGAAAAAUCAAGCAUGAAAAUAUUGUUGCUCUGGAGGAUAUAUAUGAAAGUCCAAAUCACCUGUACCUCAUUAUGCAGUUGGUGUCAGGAGGUGAGCUGUUUGAUCGUAUAGUAGAGAAGGGAUUUUACACUGAGAAGGAUGCCAGUACUCUGAUACGACAAGUUUUGGAUGCGGUCAAUUAUCUACACAAAAUGGGAAUAGUGCACAGAGAUCUCAAGCCAGAAAAUCUACUAUACUUUAACCCCGAUGAUGAGUCUAAGAUUAUGAUUAGCGACUUUGGGCUGUCCAAAAUGGAGGGAACUGGAGACGUUAUGUCAACAGCUUGCGGUACUCCUGGAUAUGUAGCUCCAGAGGUCCUGGCACAGAAGCCUUACAGCAAAGCAGUAGACUGCUGGUCAAUUGGAGUGAUUGCUUAUAUACUGUUGUGUGGUUAUCCUCCUUUCUAUGAUGAGAAUGACUCCAAGUUAUUUGAACAGAUUUUGAAGGCGGAGUAUGAGUUUGAUGCUCCGUACUGGGAUGAUAUUUCCGAUUCAGCAAAAGAUUUUAUCAGUCGAUUAAUGGAAAAGGAUCCUACUAAAAGAUACACGUGUGAACAAGCUCUGCGACAUCCCUGGAUUGCUGGAGACACUGCUCUCUCGAAGAAUAUUCAUGAGUCUGUCAGCGCACAGAUUAGAAAAAAUUUUGCAAAAAGUAAAUGGAGGCAAGCCUUUAACGCCACAGCAGUUGUAAGACAUAUGAGAAGGCUGCACCUGGGCAGUAGUAUGGAAGGCUCCCAUCACCAAAACACUUUGAAUAGCUCCUGUUUAAAAAACCCAGCUGUCGACACAACAUCUCGCAAAGACUGUCUCUCCACGUCCACUCCUUGCAGCCUUGUAUCUGCCGUCUCCUCUCCAUCCUCUUCCCUUUCCCCAGUAGGAUCGGAGCACAGACCUCGACCCACCACAGUCACAACGGUACAUACUGGGAGCAAGUGAUCAGGAUGCAGUGGAAGAGGGUCAGCAGGAAAGUACAUCACUGCAAGAUGUAAUCGGGAGUUCUCCAAAUAUUUUCACCUGCCAUGUGCACUGAAGCCUGGAAGAACUGGAAGAAGGGAAGACUUUUUAUGGCCAUAUUUUUUACCGCAAAUAUGAAAUGGAUUUUGUGUAUCACAGAACUUGCUUUGAAUUGCAGUGUAUCAUAAGAAAUUAUCAGUAUCCAUCUAGUAACGUUCUUGUUAAAGGGAGUUUUUUUUUUACUGUUACCUUCUCUUGUAUUUGAAUGAAUGUUACAACUGCAAGAUACAGCUCUGCAAUAUGUCCAAAGCUUCCUACAAGGGUUCUGAGCUACGCAGAUGUGAGUCCGUGCUAAAGUAUAGAAUUACAACUAUGGGGGCUUUUUCGUGACACUUUAAUCAUUGUUCUUGUUUGCUGUACGUGUAACAUGCUAGUAGAUGACAAGGUUGUACAAAACAAUCCGUUUUUAAAUAGGGCUCUAGCUGGUUAUUAUUACACACACUUGUUGAUGUCAGCCUGUUUUCCUUUUUUGCCGAUUAUGUGUGCAGUAUGGACGAUAACUUGCUGUCCUCCUCACAGUCCCGGUCAACGUGUGAAAGGCAAGCCCACCUGAACCACUCACUAGUUGCAGGGUGGUGUUUUGUCUCUAAAGGAUUUUCAACUGCAAGCCCCGUUUCUCAGGGAAAUGAAUUAUUUGACCGAAUUCAAAGAAUUAAAAUUUAGAAAGCAAGGUGUUAUUGUGUUUAUUUUAUAUGUCAGUCUGUCACUCUCCCAGGUAUUAUUUAUGUUGAAGCAGAUUUAAAUGAUAUUUCCCUUUGAUAACUAAAGUUUACAUAAAGCGCAGGCCUUCUGUUAUACCUUAUUUUAGAAUUUCAGAGAUAUUGGUAUGUCCUAUCAAAAUGAUUGAGUGUUUUGUGAAUGACGUAUUAAAUAAGGGAAAGAACAUUGAAGCUCAAAUGAUGACGUAGUAUUUUAUCAUUUCUGCGUAACAGUUCUCUAACUUUUCUCUUAAAAAAAAGCAUUACAGUUCAUUUUAUUUGGUAUGCUCCACUAAAGAACUGUCCACAAUUUUCUUCUUUUAAGUAAUAACCUUUGGUAUACCUGUGACAGUUAUGACAAAACACGAUGCGAGUAAAUCUGUUGCAUUAUUGUGUAUACUGGCUGUAUAUUAAGCCUUAAAUGUGUGCAUCAAGUGAAGCAUUCUGUGUUGGUAAAGUAAGUAAAAAAUUUUAUAUCUGUGUCAUAAUCUCAUUCUGGUAAAAAUCUUCAAAAUGCAAUCAUUUUUGAUCAAAUGUAAAUUGUUGUUCAGAUUCUUGUUUAAAAAAGGACAAAGAUUUUAAAAGCUACGCAUUCUGCACAGUAUGCGUAACUGCUAAUCACAAUCCAGUCACACAAAACUGAGAAGCAGACCGGUCUUUAAAAAUAGGCCUUUAGUUUAGCAGCUCAUCCACAGUCAUUCAGAACGUUUGUCUGCACUUCAUAAUGUAGCGUCUCUUCUUGUGAUGGGAAAUCCUGCAUUAUCUCUUUUGAGAAACAGUAUGUUUUAAAGUGCGUUGCCACACUUUGUUAAUAAGUUUCUAUUUGAGAACAAUUCCAAGUUUUACAAACAUCCAAACCGCAUGCCGUCCCUAUCCAGAAGCGAUAAAACAUUUUUCCGUGGUAGUUGCCAUGACUACAGCGAUUCUUCCAGAUGGUUCAAGGAGUUUGACAACUCCUGGAGUGGACAUUGUAAGGAAAAUUGUGUAUUGUGUCCAACACUGUUAGGGAGAAUUUGAAACAUUAAAAACCAAGAAUGCAAAUAUGGCAACACAUUUAAAAAUGGCUGUUGAUAAAACCCCAAACCUGGCACCCACGCCAAAUAAGAAACAAAAACCAGCCCCAUUCUGACAGAAGCACCUCAGAAAUAACUUCCACCCCUCCGUGAACACCGCCACUAUUCACAUAAACAAUUACAGCAAUGCCAACAUCACUCGUGAAAGGUGAGAACAUCAGCAUGAUGGAGUAUUUGUGUUUAUUCCAUCUCAGAUCUAAGCAUUCAAAGUUACUAAAUAAGCACUUUCACAGUCAUAUGGUAGUGAGCCAGCAGUCAAUAUCUGUCGUCUUUUUACAACUUGGAAUCGUAUUGUAAUUUACAGUAUGUUGGCACAAACUGGAGGAUGUAUUGUGAUUUAUUUUGUUUGUGAGAUACUGCUUUACAUUACUUAAGUGUUACCCUUUAAAAUGUUAAUAUUUUUGGGGGUCAUGCAUGUUUAUGAGUGGAAAUCACCUUUUUGUCAUUUACCUUGCAGGCAAAUUAAAUACAAGGUUACACAGACAUUUGUUUAAAAGCUUUAGCCCAAAAAAUGGCUCAUGCAUGUUUUUGGGGCAUCCAGCAUUGAAUGUAACUUUACAAGUGCUUUUUGAUACAUAAUAUGAAAACUAGAUAUAUAAAAUGAGAUGAAAUAAAAAGAACAGAUAGAUGCUAAAAAUGCUAGUUAACCUGAGUAAACACAAAAAAUGGCAGUCAGACCAGCGAUGACGAUCAUGAAAAUAAGAAACAAAUGGGUUUAGCUGUGGAGAGUUUGGCUAGCCAAGCAAAAGGAAAGUAGCUGAGAGGCAGGGGACUGUUCAGAGUUCAUGAUGGCGCAGGGCGGCACACAGUGCUGUGGCACAAAUGGUGCAUAUAAUUCAGAAUGAUGCGCCUUUAAUAUCAAUGCAAUUAAAACUAGUUUUGUUGUGCAAAGUUUUUUUCUUUACUGCAAUACAAGUGCACAAAGUAUUUUAUAUUGUUUAUUAUUGUUAUUGUAAGUUCUCUUUUAACUUUAAAGUUAUCUUUUUAUUGAAAUAUUUGAAUCAGAUAAACUAACCAGUGCUAUACUCAGUACUUGAUAUUUCACAUUUUCUGAUUGUAUUACAGAAGAGAAUCCAUAUGAAAAAUGAAGGCAUAGUGUAGUCUGGCAAACAUGGUGGGAGGUGUCCACCUCAGUGGGGUACCAAGCGGUCAUCUCGUAUGUUACAUGUUUUAAGAGUUACGUAAAUGUCUGCUUUCUUGAAAUUCAUCAGAGCGCCACAGUCUGGUUUGUUACUCCACCAAGUGUUUUGUGACAAGUAAAUUAAGGCAAUUGUCAUUUUUACUCCAGGUUUUGUCCGAGUGAAAGGAUAUUGUGAAGCAGUCUCUACUGUAUGUUUUCUUGGUGGCCACAUAAUUCAAAUGACAUCAUGUUUUCCCAGACUUUCAUGCACAGUUUAAUUCUAGCCAGCACAGUAUGCAGCUGUUCAGUUUUAUCGUCCUUUCUCUACAUCUCAGUACAUUACUGUGGUCUGUUGUAGCAGAUCGCCCACUGAUAACCAGACACAGCGUUCUGAACGUGAGAGUUUCACAUCUCCAGCUCCCCCACAGUGUGUAUAAGCAUGGCAGCAUAGUCGAGACCAGGUCACCCCGCUGGAAUGCAGCCUCCCUUCAUUUUUUCAUCAGUUCUAGUUGCAGAGUUAAUAGUUUGUAAAUAUUAAUAUCAAACACUUUUACCAUUAGGCAGUUUACUAGCAUUUUAUAACUAAUGUUAACUUAUAAUAAGGCACAGUACUUCAGCAGUGUUGCAUUUGCCUGGUAACUGUCACCCAUCAUGAUUUUAUCUUGUCCAGAAAUAACAUGAAAAAGAAUGAGUCGGCUAGACGGUGGUGUUUUUAACGUCUUUGUCACUUGUCAGCUUACAGUACUAACUGGUUAGUGGUGACCAAUAUGAAUUAAUCAUGCAAGAACAGAAAUCCAUAAGCAGUGUUCCAUGUCAUGUCACAGUGCCGGAUAUUGGAAUCUUCACUGUAAGGUGCAUGUCCGGUUGUUCGGCUGCGUUACUGCUACGUUUCUGCCACCAGGGAAUUCAUGGGGAAAUCCUUCACUGGACUCCAGUCCCCAAUCACAUGUUAAAUCUUCUAUAACUGUACUUUUCCAUUAGCUAUCGCUGGGCCUAGUUUCUUCAUCCAAACACAAAAGUAACUGCAUCACUUGGUUGUUUAUUAUGCCUUUAUUUGUAGCUACUUACACCAUCAGUUACACACAAAUAAUAUUCUGGGCAUAAGCAGUGCAGAGUUAAAGCCGAAUUACAGUAUGUCAUCACUGGUCUGAAAUGUAACCAUUUUGUAGUCCCUUAUUUAACAUGGAAACGUCACAAGGCACACUUUGGUGCUGACACGCUAUGUUUUAGGCAGCAAUAACGCAGAAGUGGGUUUGUAAUAAAGGCCUAUUUUAUCAUCCACUAUUCCCAUAUGAUUUGUCAUUGAUACUAUCUAAGGAUUUAUUCCAAACGGCCCGUUCCUUCUCCAAACCCUGAAUGUGAUAUCAGUUACCAGUUUCCAUUUCUUUAAUAGAGUUCUGAGUUAGGCGUAGCGUCGUUUGCUUCUGCUCCUCACCAAGUGCACAACUGCGCUAAAGCAGAUUAAAAGUCAGGUUUGGCCGCUACUUGGAUGUGUUGUUAGUAAAACCAACAACUAAAAAAGUUCACAGAAUUGUGUAAGUAUUUUUGCGGAAAGUUACUGAAGUGAAAUGUGAAGUCUGCUGUAUAGGAUUUGUUUAACUCUUCGUGAAUGGAUCUUCAAGUCUAAAAAUUUGUGACACAAGCCACUAAAAUGUUUUGUGCGUUUGUCACUGGAAGAGUGGGUUGCUUUUCAUUUUUUUUAUCUUCUAUGCAACUGUUGAUCAAGGGCAUCCUUUUUAAACUUGAAUAUACAGAACAGGAACUUCUGUCUGUAGACGUACUUUCUAUAAAUUAGAAAUGUGAGUUUGAGAAUAUCAUUACAGUCUUUCUAGACUGACAGUCACUAGUCUGUUUAUUAGUAUUCCCUUCCCUCCAUACUUCAGAAUGAGAACCUCAUUAACACCCAUCUAUUAAAAUAAUAUAUUUUACAUAAUUAUUCAGAAAAGAAACGAAACGAUUAGAGUUUAUAACAUGCUAGCUCCCCCUCAGUGAAGAUAUUCAAAAUUGUUAAUACAUUGGGAUUAAAUUAUAAGGCCAGUGGUGAUGCCGAGGGAUGGAUUUAAUAUCCGCUUUUAGCUAAGGGACUUGUUAACGCUUCCCACAAGUAUUAAAAUCAAUAAGCCAGACAUGAGCUCUCUGUUUGGCAUCACCAACAUGUGGCAAAAAGAGCCACGACUUCUGACAAGUUAAAAUGACAAAAACCGGAGAGGCAGCAGAGUCUUCACUCUAGUGUUUAAUAAUGGAAGCAAAUGUCCCUUAUGAAUCUCCUGAUGACAAGCUGAUGGCCCAGGUCAUUUUUAUAAAUGAUGUUUGUACAAAAGUGUGUUUUUAAUAGCUAAGGCUCACACCACACUGUGUAUUCGUCCGUAAUGAAUGUGCCUGCAGUCCACCUUGCAAGUCAAAACCUGACACGUUUUCCUCAUAAAUGGUUGUUGGUUUGUUAUCACUGCGUAUCCUUUGACUUGUUCAGUAUAGCGACAUAUCGGUGCCAUGUUUGUAAUAUGGAUAGAGUAUAAAGAAAAGGGCAUUCAUCUCUCAGGUGGCUUCCUUUUACCUCUUUUAACUGUAAAAGCAAGUGACAGAGAUGUGAUGAUGCUGACAAAAAGCGUUAGAUUAAAAUAAAAACUACUUUGUAAGUCUAAUACUAGAAUGUGGUGCAAUCUAAAAAGCUUUGUGAUCAUUAUGAGUUUUUACAUAUUUUAGGUAAAUUAAAGUGCAGCUUUAAACAAAACAGAAUUAUUAACAUUCAAGCAACAAAUAUAAAAUGUUGGGUAUCAACUCAAACUCUGGUAAAGUGAACUGAAAUGAACAUAUCACAAAGAGCGAGCUGGUCUCUUAAAAUUACAAGAGAAUAUCAAUAAUAACUUAAACGACAUGACCCGGCACAGCAUCAAUAUAGAAAGCACCAUUGAUAGAUUUUUUUUGCACUUAAUACACGCCACAGCAGAGUAAUUUGGCUACAUGUCAUGUUGAUCACAAUCGAUUACAUUUCUUUCUUAAUGUAACCAUUUGAAAGCCUUCUUUAAGCUAAAGUUUGUAGAGUUGGAUGCCAUCGGCAUUGUCCUUUUCACAGCAGUCUUUGCAAGGCCACUUUUGGGUUUCGUACUCUGAACUGCCUGCCUUGGCUGAUCCCUAAAGAGAAGGCCGGAGAUUUGCCUUACCAGUAGAUCCAUAGUGAGUGACCACGUUUGUCAACCGACUCCCAUGAAACGUAUGUUUUUAGUUCCAAACAAAGGGCUGAUUUAAAAUGUAACUUUGACUUUAUUUUUUUUAUUUAACUUGGCCACAUUAGCAAGUCCCAUGUCUUGUAUUAAAGAAAAGGGGAGUUAGAUGUGCACACUGACAGUGUUUUGAAAAUUCCUUGUGCUAAUCUUUUAGAAUACCGUGUAUUAUCCUAAAGGUAGCUUACAAAUUAAUGCAUGGGGCAGUAAUGCAUGAGCCAAUACGGUUAAUGUUUCAAAUAUUUGCUGCAUAUUUGAUACAUUCCAGACCAAGACACUGUUUAUUCUGUUCGGAUUUCAAUGACGAUACCUGGUUUUAUUGAUCGGGGGGCGAUUGUUUUAGUCUGCCACUUGAAAAGUUUGGACUUUGUCUAUAAACUGUGUUUGCCUUUUUGUUACUCACGACUAAUGUCAAAUCGUUUUUUUAAAAGCUCAGCAUUUUUAUUGCCUUUAUAUAGAGCCAUUCAGUGAUUUACAAAGUUCUGAAGGUGUAAAAUGAUGUUUUGGGCAUAAUAAGCACGAGUUCACAGACUAUCAUUUGGGAAUGAGGCAAGGAAAGCCGCAAAUUUGCUUUUAUGGAUGCUGUUCUGUGAAGGCGGCCUCAUGUUUUGUUUUUUUUCCCCCAGUUUGGAAUGUUAUGAUGGUAGUAACUAUUUGAAAUUAAAAAAAAAAAGAAUAAAAAUUGAGAAAUAAGCUUGUUCUCUGUUUCACUAACACAGUAUGCUGUUUUUUUUUGUGUAAGGCAGAUUAAGUGAUGACUUCUUAUCCAAAGGCUCAAAAACCAACUGUAAAAUAUGCCAUCAUGUAACUAAUUGUAUGCUGUUCUUCUGACUGACAUUUUCUUCAUGAAGGUUUAAAGAUAUUGAGUAAAUGAGUUAAAUAUUCCUCAAGGGCAAGACCUUACUUUAAAAAAAGAAAACACAUAUCGUAGGAUUAGAGAUUUGUGCGUCUUGUUCUAACCAAACUUUACAAAUGUAAAUGGGAGGUUCUAUCUGUGGUCUUAUUUGUCAAAUAUAUAUAUAUAUAUAUAUAUAUAUCUUUAUAUAUAUAUGUGCUGAGCACCCCACAUGUGAUCAUACAGUAAACUUCUUGAAAACCUGAGCCUUCACUGUUUACUCAUGAAAUCUCUCAAUAUGCAAGCAUGUUUCAGGCGCUUCAGACUUAAUACCAGGAAUGUUGGUGUGCCUAUUAAUAAAAGAAAAAUGCAGGUCUUGUGAUUGUUCUCUUUUCAUGACGUCAAUGAUAUCCAAAAUAAAGCGAAAGUGUAUUUAAACUCUUGCAUGUAAUGAACAAUCAAUCAUUUUGCAGAUACUUUAAUUCUAACUGUGAUGUUGCAAACUGUUAUGGGGCCUAUAUAGCGACUGACUGCCUUUGACAAUCAUGUAUACAUAUCAAAAUUUCUAUCAUGAUGAAAAUGGAGGCUGAGAAUUACUGUUUUUCUCCAAUAAAUUCAGAUCAAUCAUUA
Erpetoichthys calabaricus (reedfish) is the source of this 9385-nucleotide messenger RNA. RefSeq names its product calcium/calmodulin-dependent protein kinase 1Da (gene camk1da). NCBI's taxonomy places the organism in Eukaryota, Metazoa, Chordata, Cladistia, Polypteriformes, Polypteridae. The transcript has 12 exons. The record is from RefSeq and is a predicted model, not a curated record. Gene Ontology annotation, biological process: peptidyl-serine phosphorylation. Gene Ontology annotation, molecular function: ATP binding; calcium/calmodulin-dependent protein kinase activity; calmodulin binding. The coding region runs from base 534 to 1730 and encodes 398 amino acids. Gene Ontology annotation, cellular component: intracellular anatomical structure.